CCAAAGUGGAUCAGGGGGACUAUUGCGUGCUAAUAUACGUUGGCUCUUAGAAUAAUUGAUCAGAUCUCUUUGCGCGUUACAUCUCUUUUUCCUUUUUUUUUGUUUUUUUUUUCCAUAUAGUAACAGCCAUGGCGACGGCUUACAACACAAAUGCUCCUGUUCAGGGCAUAUCUUUUUUCACUCCUAAACACAAAGACUCGCCAGGUGCAGUGAUUAACCCGAACGAAAAGACUCCUACACUCUUCAAGCCACUCAAGAUCCGCAAUGUUACCCUCCGCAAUCGCAUCAUUGUAGCGCCCAUGUGUCAAUAUAGCACCGCGCCGGACGGGCCAGAGAUUGGGAAACUGACGCCCUACCACAUCGCAACGCUGGGACACUACGCACUCAAGGGUGCAUCUUUGGUUUUCAUCGAGGCUACUGGUGUGCAGCCAAAUGGACGUAUUACACCGAAUUGUCCCGGGCUUUGGAGUGACGACCAGACCGAUGGCGUGCGCAAGGUGGCAGAGUUCAUCAAGAGCCAAGGGGCCCUGUGUGGCAUUCAGUUGGCUCACGCUGGUCGCAAAGGUAGCACCGUCGCGCCAUGGCUAAGCAGCCGCUUGAGACAGCCAAGCAACAAAGCGCCCAAGGAAGUUGGCGGCUGGCCAGAUAAUGUUGUAGGUCCCAUGGGUGGCGAGGGCGAGUUGUGGGACGGCAAAAGCUACGAUAAAAGCGGAUACUACCCACCAAGACAGCUAAGCACGGAUGAAGUCAAGCAAAUCUCGAAGGAUUUUGCAGCGGCCGCUCGUCGUAGUGUUGAGGCUGGCGUAGACGUAAUAGAGAUCCAUGGAGCUCACGGCUACCUGAUCCACCAGUUCUUGUCUCCGAUCACCAAUCGCAGAAAUGACGAGUACGGCGGAAGCUUUGAGAACCGCACACGCCUGCUUUUUGAAACGAUCAAGGCAGUGCGCGAAGUCAUUCCAGCAAGCAUGCCCCUCUUUCUGCGACUCUCGUCGACGGAAUGGAUGGAGACCAGCGAUUUGGCCAAACAGUAUGGCUCUUGGGACGUCGAAUCGACAAUCAGGGUGGCCAAACAGCUUCCCUCUCUGGGCGUCGACCUUCUCGAUGUUAGCAGCGGCGGAAAUCACCCUAAACAGAGCGUCAACAUGUUCCUUUCAAAGGACUACCAGACUAGAAUCGCGGCACGAAUUCGAAAAGAAAUUCAUGCCGAGGGUCUCAAUCUUCUCAUCGGGGCAGUUGGCUUGAUCACAGAGGCGGAGCAAGCGCGAGACAUUGUGCAAGAAGCCGCAACGCCUGUCGCACAAUCCGGGAAGAGUGCACCAGUGAAUAACGAGAGAGAAUGCAUAGCGGAAGAGGUCAAAGCUGCGGUCAAGAUGACCGAAGGCAACGAGCCCAUGGCUGACGCCAUCUUGGUAGCUAGACAAUUCAUGAGAGAACCGGAGUGGGUUCUCAAGGUUGCUUGGCAGCUGGGUGUGGAUGUUGCAUGGCCAAGUCAAUUCUUAAGGUCGAGAUUCCCCAAAUUGUAGUCGUUCAUUUCAAAAGGCCGGCUUAGACGAGGGAGUAAAUGCUUCACAGUUUCGUACACGUUGUGCGCAUACGGUGAUCGAGCUCACAUGGAUAGUUAAGAGAGAUCGACAUAUAUUGUAGACAAUAGAUUGUCAGUUAAGCAGCCGGAUGCUUAUCAUCGUAUCCAAUCGUGCUUGACUGCACGGGUCCAAUCCAGCAACGUGUCAAGCUAUUCCCACCACAGGAAAUUUUAGAUCGAUAAUUCUCCUCGAGAAACAUCAAAUAGCGAUGGCUAGC
Messenger RNA from Verruconis gallopava, 1800 nucleotides. RefSeq lists its product as uncharacterized. The record is from RefSeq and is a predicted model, not a curated record. Gene Ontology annotation, cellular component: intracellular anatomical structure. The transcript has a single exon. NCBI's taxonomy places the organism in Eukaryota, Fungi, Ascomycota, Dothideomycetes, Venturiales, Sympoventuriaceae. The coding region runs from base 129 to 1523 and encodes 464 amino acids. Gene Ontology annotation, molecular function: FMN binding; NADPH dehydrogenase activity; NADP binding.